Messenger RNA from Psammomys obesus (fat sand rat), 3263 nucleotides. Its product is annotated as zinc finger protein 420. The record is from RefSeq and is a predicted model, not a curated record. NCBI's taxonomy places the organism in Eukaryota, Metazoa, Chordata, Mammalia, Rodentia, Muridae. The transcript is spliced from 4 exons. Bases 458 to 2191 code for a protein of 577 amino acids. Gene Ontology annotation, biological process: regulation of transcription by RNA polymerase II. Gene Ontology annotation, molecular function: RNA polymerase II cis-regulatory region sequence-specific DNA binding; DNA-binding transcription activator activity, RNA polymerase II-specific. Gene Ontology annotation, cellular component: nucleus.
GAGAGGGAUGCUCGUUAGGGCAUCCUGGCGAGCUGGUUGCCCUGAAUUCGAGCGUGGAGCGCUGGAGGCGGAACCCCGCGCUGCGCCCCCGCGGAGGGUACAACACAGAGGAGGAAGAAUGACCAUUGUACCUUCUGAGGGGAAGUCUGAGAAAUCAGAGAUGUUUAGUGAUGUUGCUUUGACUUCCCUCAGGAAGAGUGGAAACACUUGGAGUCUACUCAGAGGGAUUCAUACAGAAAUGUGAUGUUUGGAAAACUGUAGUAACUCGGCUGGCCUUAAGGCGUCUGGUUAAAGACUUACCUUCAAAAUAUCACUCUAAGGGAUCAGGAUUGUCUCAGUGGGAAAUGAAUGACAGGCUUGUCACUGCCCACCCAGGCCUAAUUCUAGAAGAUAUUUGGAAGUCGAAGACAGGGUAGAGAAGGAACAGGAAAACCAGAAAGACUAUUUCAGGCAAGAGAUGAUAACAUAUGACAAAAUGUCCAUUUUCAGUCCACGUACUUACUUACCUCAACAUCCAAGAGGUUACUCUACAGAGAAGCCCUAUAAAUGUGAAGAAUGUGGAAAAGCCUUCAGACGAGCCUCACAUCUGUCUCAGCAUCAGAGUAUUCACACUGGUGAGAAGCCCCAUGAAUGUAAGCAAUGUGGGAAGGCCUUUAGUCGUGACUCUCAGCUAAGUCUUCAUCAGAGACUUCAUACGGGCGAGAAGCCCUAUGCAUGCAAAGAAUGUGGAAAGGCUUUUACACAAAGCUCACAGCUCAUUCUACACCAUAGAAUUCACACUGGUGAAAAACCAUAUAAGUGUGAAGCAUGUGGGAAAGCCUUCAUUCGAAGCUCACAACUCAGCCGGCAUCAAAAGGUCCACACUGGCGAGAAACCUUUUGAAUGUAAAGAAUGCGGAAAGGCUUUCACUCAGAAUUCACAGCUUACUCUGCACCGGAGACUGCACACUGGCGAGAAGCUUUAUGACUGUAAAGAAUGUAGGAAGGUUUUUACUCAGCUUUCACAGCUCAUCCUCCACAGGAGAGUUCACACUGGCGAGAAGCCCUAUGAAUGUAAAGAGUGUGGGAAGGCUUUUAUUUGUGGCUCACAGCUUUCACAGCACCAGAAAAUUCAUAAUGGAGAAAAGCCGUACGAGUGUAAGGAAUGUGGGAAGGCCUUUAUUCGAGGCUCACUACUUAUGCAGCAUCAAAGAAUCCAUACUGGUGAAAAACCCUAUAAAUGUGAUGAAUGUGGAAAAGCUUUUAUCCGUGGCUCCCAACUUACUCAACAUCAGCGGAUUCAUACUAAUGAAAAGCCUUUUGAGUGUAAGGAGUGUGGGAAGGCCUUCAGUCAUGGCUCACAACUCACUCAGCAUCAGAGAAUCCAUACUGGUGAGAAGCCCUAUCAGUGUAAGGAGUGUGGGAAAGCUUUUAAUCGUGGGUCACUCCUUACUCGACAUCAGAGGAUCCACACUGGUGAAAAACCCUAUGAAUGUAAAGAGUGUGGGAAAAAUUUUAGUCGGGGUUCAGAACUUACUCAGCAUGAGAGAAUCCACACCGGUGAGAAACCAUAUGAGUGUAAGGAAUGUGGCAAGUCUUUUAUUCGUGGCUCACAACUUACUCAACAUCAAAGAAUCCAUACUGGCGAGAAACCUUAUGAAUGCAAAGAAUGCAGAAUGGCCUUUACUCAGAGUUCACAUCUUUCUCAACAUCAGAGACUUCAUACCGGUGAGAAACCCUAUGUAUGUAGUGAAUGUGGGAAAGCCUUUGCUCGUGGAUUACUGCUUAUUCAACAUCAGAGAAUUCAUACUGGCGAAAAACCGUAUCAGUGUAGGGAAUGUGGAAAGGCCUUUAUUCAUGGUUCACAGCUUACUCAGCAUCAGCGAACUCACACUGGAGAAAAACCUUAUGAGUGCAAGGAAUGUGGGAAGGCCUUUGGUCAUGGCUCUCAACUUACCCUACAUCAGAGAAUCCAUACAGGCGAGAAGCCCUAUGAAUGUAAGGAGUGUAGAAAGGCCUUCACCCAGAGCUCACAUCUUUCUCGGCACCAACGAACUCAUUCUGGUGAGAAACCAUACCAAUGUAAAGAAUGUGCAAAGGCCUUUACUCGUGGGUCACAAUUAAUGCAACACCAGAAAAUUCAUGUCAAUGACAAAUCUUUUGACUAUAAGGAAUGUGGACUAGACUUUAGUCAUUCACAAAUUUUUAUAUGAGUUAAUUUAUUCUUUGCAAUUAGCAUAGCUUUUCUUGGUCAUUCAUUGUAAGUACAGAAUUCUUACAGAUGUGAAUAUGGGACUCCAUGAAUUUCAGCAUUUGUAAAUUUAUAUGGGAGAAUAGAAAUGUUGAUGUAAUCCACAUAGGAAAACCUUUUGUUUACAAACCAUAUUACAUUUUAGCAAAUAGAAAGCGAUUCUGUUGCUGUACUACAGAAAGCUCUUUAACAUAGGAAAUGUCUCUGUCACUGUUGUCAUGGUCCUGUCAAUUGGUUUCCUUCGUGACAUUUGUUACAGGUAACCUUGCUUGGGUUUAAUCAUUUGUAAGGUAGAUCUAAGACCAGUUUUCUUCACACGAUUCUUCUAAAUACCAUGUUUUAACAUGUAAAAGCACUUAGAACAGUGCCUUGAACAUAGCAUAUCAGAAAUAUUAGGUACUAUUUUCAUUAUUGUGACUUUAGAGGAUUUGCAUGAAAGGAGGCAGCUUAUGAAUAUAGUUAACAUAAAGAAGUCUUUCAUUAUUAUUUGCCCUAGACAACUUAUUUGGGCAGGAGUACUAUACGGUGUCGUCGGUGUGAGAACACUUCCAUUCAGAUCUUAUGUACUUAUUGCAAAAGGAAAUGACUCUCAACUUACUCUACAUCAGAGAAUCCAUAUAGGCGAGAAGCCCUAUGAAAGUAAAGAAUGUAGAAAUGCCUUCACCCAGAGCUCACAUCUUUCUCGGCACCAACGAACUCAUUCUGUUGAAAAACCAUAUCAAUGUAAAAAUGUGCAAAGGCUUUAUUCAUGGGUCACAAUGCAACAUCAGAGAACUCAUACUAUAAAGAAAGCCUUGGUAUUCGUGGGCUAUUGGGUACCACUGUACGUACAUGCUUUAUCAUCUCUAACUUCAAAUCAAGAAGAUUGCUUACACACGAUGAAGUAAAUACUCAAGAUAAAUCUAGGAAAUUUUUAAAAUAAAACUUGAAUAUGUAGAUUUUUGUAUGAAACUAAAAGUACAAGUUUACACUCAGACUAUUUACAAUGAAAAAAAAAUGAUGAGUUUGUAUCAGAGACUCAUCAUAAAACGUAG